This is a messenger RNA of Aspergillus campestris IBT 28561, 1056 nucleotides long. Its product is annotated as RING finger protein. Lineage: Eukaryota; Fungi; Ascomycota; Eurotiomycetes; Eurotiales; Aspergillaceae. Gene Ontology annotation, molecular function: zinc ion binding; ubiquitin protein ligase activity. The record is from RefSeq and is a predicted model, not a curated record. The coding region runs from base 1 to 1056 and encodes 351 amino acids. The transcript is spliced from 6 exons.
AUGGGCAGAGCUCACGACGCCACCCCGACAACCCCAGAUCGCGCCCCGGCAUUGAAAAGAAAGCGAGGUGCAAGUAAACCAGCCGAAGCGACUCCUACACCAGUGAAGCGUACUCGGCGACGGGGACAAAACAAUGCCGCGACCUUACCAGAGUUCUCCGAGGUGGUCGACUUAACGGGCGAUUCACCCGUGAAGACCCCAGCGAAACAACAGACAAAACCACGGGCCAGGAGAACGCCAAACAGCGCGGCUGAUAGCACCAACGAGGAACGUCGAGCACGGAGAUUCCGCGCCCGGCCACCUCAGUCUCUAUGGGACCGACUAGCCCGUGCGGCGACUCAAAGGAUGUUCGUCGUCGGACACAACGUCGUCUGGACCGAUGAGAAUACCGAGUUUCCCUACCCCCAGAUGACCUUUGACAUGGUUGGCACAACGGGAAACAUGUACAAGACGACCAUCGGGAAGGUGCCGUCGUGCGACUGUCCAGAUGCCACCAAGAGAGGGACCCUGUGCAAACAUAUCUGCUACGUCCUAGUCAACGUCCUCAAAGCGACAACACAUCUGCAGUACCAGGCGGCGUUCCUAUCAUCAGAACUCCGCGAAAUCUACCACCACUCCCCCCUCGCGCAGAAAGAAGCCGAAUCCAAGCCGGGCGCAGACACAAACGGCAACAGAAAGCCCAUCGAAGGAGACUGCCCCAUCUGCUUCAUGGAAUUCGAGCCCGACAAAGAAGACAUCGUAUGGUGUCGCGCAGCGUGCGGGAACAACGUACAUAAAGCCUGUUUCGAAAAAUGGGCCAUCACGCAGCGCAGCGUGGGAGUUCGCUGUGUAUACUGCCGCUCCCCAUGGGAAACAGACCACAGCACCCCGAACCUAGAAACCCUCAAACAAAACGGCACCGUUAGCGAAGACGGCUACGUAAACGUAGCACAACAGAUGGGCCUUUCAGGCCAACGCGAUUAUUCAACCUAUCAUCAGCCUUGGGCUUACCGGGGAUCGUACUCCUCUGGUUGGCGUAGGAGUUAUUAUCCUGAUUACGGUGAAGGGGGGUACUAG